Molecule: messenger RNA, 1240 nt
Organism: Trachymyrmex septentrionalis
Lineage: Eukaryota; Metazoa; Arthropoda; Insecta; Hymenoptera; Formicidae
Product: odorant receptor 82a-like
Exons: 5
Coding region: 1-1218 (405 amino acids)
Biological process (GO): sensory perception of smell; detection of chemical stimulus involved in sensory perception of smell
Cellular component (GO): plasma membrane
Molecular function (GO): olfactory receptor activity; odorant binding
Source: RefSeq, a predicted model, not a curated record
AUGACGAUCGCAACUGAUAAACCAACAUCGGUUUCGUAUCGCCGUAAUGAACAUCACGAUUAUAGUCUUCAAUUGAAUCGUUGGUUUCUAAAACCAAUCGGCGCCUGGCCAGAAUCGCGUGUUACCACAAUUAACGAGAGACUCCUGUUGAGAAUUAUCCAGAUAAUAUGCUACGCCCUCAUAGCUUUCACGGUUAUUCCUAGCAUGAUGUACUUCUAUCUUGAGGAACAGGAUCUCGAUACCAAGAUGAGAUUAGUAGGUCCCGUAAGCCACUGGAUUAUGAGCUCAUUAAAUUACAGUUCUCUGCUGUGGCGCGGCAAAGAUAUACGUUGCUGCAUCCAGCACAUGGAGAACGAUUGGUGCAUGGUGCGCAGAAAUGUGGAUCGCGGAGCGAUGCUAAGAUACGCCAAAUUCGGCCGAUCUAUGGCCGCAUUUUGCGCCGUUUUUCUGCACUGCGGUGUGUUCUCCUACAGUGUAGUGAACAGUUUAACGCCGAUAAUCAUCGUGGUCGGCAAUGAGACUGUCUCGGUGCGACGAUUGCCUUGUCCGUUUUACAGCAAGCUACUAGAUACCAGCCAUGAUCCGACGAAUGAGAUCGUGCUAAUGAUACAAUUCCUGUCAGGUUUCAUAGCUAAUUCUGUCACGGUCAGUGCUUGCAGUCUUGCUGGGGUUUUCGCAAUGCAUGUGUGCGGCCAAUUCGCCGUACUCUACACGUGGUUAAAUGAAUUGACAGACGAGGAAAAACAAACCGCCGAGAAUAAACUGGCAAACAUAGUCGAGCAUCAUCUACGUGUAUUAAAUUUUAUAUCACGCUUUGAAAAAAUCAUGAAUCAAAUAUGCAUGGUGCAAUUAGUUGGAUGCACUUUGAAUUUGUGCUUGCUUGGUUACUGUUCGAUUAAGGAAUGGGAUGAAAAAAACACGAAGACUAUAACAACAUAUGGUAUUCUUUUCGUAGCUGUAUCUUUCAAUAUUUUUAUAUUUUGUUAUAUCGGUGAAAUAAUCACGGAGCAGUGUAGAAAAGUUGGCGAAAUAGCUUACUUUACCAACUGGUACUAUUUACCUCAUAAAACUGCUCUCGAUAUGGUGCUGAUAAUAUCGAGAUCCCGUGUUAUAAUUAAAAUUACCGCUGGAAAAUUGAUUCAUCUCUCCUUAAUGACAUUUGGCGAUGUAAUUAAAACUUCUGUAGCAUAUCUAAAUAUACUUCGUACCGUAAUGUAAUAUUAUGUGAAAAUACUAAAUA